AAGUUGUUCUGAGUCUGUGUUUUGGUUCUAAAGGGGGAAGUUGCGAGAAGAAAAAGGAGACGACGUGAAUGUGUAUGGCUAUUUUUCUGCAACAGUGCAAAAGUUAGUAUCUGCCCUAUUUUCGCCAAGUCUCCCAGCAGAAAACAGGCCGGUAUAAUUCUCUUCUUGAACACAAGUUUUUGAUAGUAGAAGAAACAGUGACUUGGAAGAUCAGUAUAGAAGACAAUUGUAUUGGUCAUGGCAAGUCGGGGAGGAGCUACAAGACCCAAUGGACCAAAUGCUGGCAAUAAAAUUUGUCAGUUUAAGCUAGUACUACUUGGGGAAUCUGCUGUGGGAAAAUCUAGUUUAGUGCUCCGUUUUGUGAAAGGCCAGUUCCAUGAGUUUCAAGAAAGUACAAUAGGAGCUGCAUUCCUUACCCAGACAGUUUGUCUUGAUGAUACAACUGUGAAGUUUGAGAUAUGGGACACAGCUGGGCAAGAACGCUAUCACAGCUUGGCACCAAUGUAUUACAGAGGUGCUCAAGCUGCUAUAGUUGUAUAUGACAUUACAAAUGAAGAGUCUUUCGCAAGAGCAAAAAACUGGGUGAAAGAACUUCAGAGGCAAGCAAGUCCAAAUAUUGUUAUAGCUUUGGCUGGCAACAAGGCAGAUCUUGCUAACAAGAGAGCAGUUGAUUUUCAGGAAGCAGAGUCUUAUGCAGAUGACAAUAGUUUGCUGUUCAUGGAAACAUCUGCAAAAACUUCGAUGAAUGUGAAUGAAAUAUUUAUGGCAAUAGCAAAGAGAUUGCCUAAAAAUGAACCACAAAAUACAGGAGCAAACAGUGGAAGAAACCGAGGAGUAGACCUUACUGAGACUACCCAACAAAACAAGAGCCAGUGCUGUAGUAACUAACCGGAAGAUAACUAAGUGCAUCUCAAAGAAGUCACUUCCUUAACUCAAUAACAAAGGAAUUGAGGGGUGUUUAACCCAGAAUAGCUAAAAAAAGACUGUGUAUAGUUGCAUUUCUAAUACAAAGUUUAUUUUAUGUCUUUUGAACUUUUUAUUUUUUAAAGAUGUACUUCAAAAUUAUGAUGCAUGUAUCACUACAAGGCCUAAAUAUAAUUUUUUAACAUUACUUGGCAGCAGAAACAUCAACUUUAUAGCUGAAAAGGACAGACCUGUCUGAUACAAUGGUUUUAUCUUAGAUUACCCACUCUUGUUAUAGGGAAGUGUUAUUAGCAAUCACCAAAAAGUUAUUGUAUCCAGUUGUGCUUUUUUUUUUUUUUGUGCUUUUUUUUGUGUCCUUUAACUUCCCACCAGAUAAACUUGUAGCAUUAGAACCCAGGCAAGUCCCCAGUACCCCUGUACCUUGGGGGUGGGGGGAGGGGAAAUAAAUUGUCAGGCUCUUCGGUCACGACCUUCUAGUUGUUUUAGUGGCAUUGUGCAAUUGUUUACAGUAUUUCUGCAAGAACACUUUUCAGUAAAAAUACAUUCCUGUUCAUAGUGAUUUCUAUAUGAAAAUUGACCUGCAGUAAGUCGGAUAUUCGUUUUUUGGAGUGGGAAAGUAAAUCAUAUCUGUUAUUAUGGUAGUCAGUUAAAAGUAUUUUUUUUUUAUUUGAUCAUGUUAGUGUCCUAGCAGGUUAUCAGCUAAACCAGUCUUUGGUAAUGGGUGAUAUCUGUUUCUUUAAUUUAAAAUAGUGUUUGUGCUAACUACUUUUUUCCCGCAGAGUUGAUAAUGACCACGUGUAAUAAAUAAUUCAGCAGGUCUAGUGAAAAUGUAAAUCAUGCCUUGCACUAACAGCUCAUUAAUAUUAUUUGUCCAUUAUUACAAUUGGUGUUUGUUAAAUAAUUUACUGUAAAUAAGGGUGUUGCAAUGUAUCUUACUUUUUAACAUACCACAAGUUGGACUAAAGUUUGCUAGAGAGCUCAAAUAAUCACAAAAAAUGUACAGUAAAGAAGCAGUUCCAUAUAGAAAGGGUUUAGAAAUUUUCACAAAUGGUUAAAUUAUAAUCCGUGGUGGUCUUUAUAAAUGUAUGUAGUGUUAUUAACAAAGAAUUUGAAAUUACUUUAGUGGUUUGUCUUGUAUUUUCUCAGAACUUAAAUUAAGUUUGAUUUUUAUAUUUUUAACAUUUGUUUUACUUUGCACUCAUAAGACAUUGAUUUCUUGUACAUACUUCAUAGAGCAUUCAGUCUUCAGAUGUUUAGACAGACAGACAGACAGACAGCUGGUUCAGACUAUUUAGAAUACUGCCUAGCAACACAGAUGACGGUGUAACACAGGGAUAAAAAACUGAUCAGUAAAGAUGCCCAGGUGCUAGUUUAUGUAAUAUGACAAUUAAUUAAAAAGGGAAAAUUGUUUGCUGUGCACAUUUAAACCAGUUUAAUGUCAAGUGCAAACAAUUCUGUUAUUAAAUAAACAUAAAAAAGCAAGCUGAUUGAUUUGAGCAUGUUGUUAGAAAAAAAUGCACUUUUAAAAUGAACAAAUUAUAUUUACAAGUCAUAGUUAUUUGCCAAAUACAUUACACUUACUAAGUAUGUUUACUCUAAGCUGUUUCCCCCCAUUGUUUUGUUAACUUCAUAUAUACUAUUUAAAGUUUUUCAGCAAUAAAGUCACAGCCAGGUAGAAUAACAACUGUAACUGAAAUAUUUUCCUUUGAUCCUGCCAUCAUUGCAGAUUUCACAAUGUUUUUGCAAAUCAAACCUGCAAGAUUUUUGAAAUAUUCAUUUUCAGGACUGUCUUCGAUAACAGAUGACUGUGUCUUAAGAGAGCUUUCUGACAUUCCUUCUUUAAUUUUAUUAUGAAUAUCUUUGGUCCUGUUGUUACUUUGAGAAGCACUGAGGAAAUCUUCUGAAUCUUGAUUUAUAACAGGACUUUGUCUUAAUGUUUUAAAAUUUCUGAGAUGGCUGUCUUUUGACUUGAAGUAGGUUUUUAUACUUUCUAGUCCAACCUUUGCAACAUCAGUUUCAUUUAAUACCUCCCAGAGACCACUGGAAGCUAAAAUUAAAAACUGGAAGGAACAGUCAAUUGGUAUAGAAGCAGAGCAUGGUACUGGUAUAACAGACCUCUUAAGCAGGGGAUCUCCAUGAUGACCCAGACCUCGUGUUGCCUUUGUUAGCCCUUCUACUAAUCCAUGUUUUUCAUUAAAGCUAAUGGAUCCUCCACAUCGAAGAAUUCGUUUUCUUUCCUUUGGAUUUGCAGUGCUGUGGUCUUUUGUCAGACGGUAGCCUUUUCCAUUUCUGCAUAAAACUGCAUGUGUAUUACCUGGUAAAUAAUACAGAACAGUUAAUGGGGUUUUUGGUGGCCACAUUAAAAGCAAUGUAUAUUCAGAUAACACUUAAUGAUUUCAUUUCUUUUGUUUCUAUAUAUUGAUUUAUGUACAGAAGUAUAAAUGAUGUUGCAUAAAGUUUUCUGUAUCCAAAUCAGAAAAAUAUAUCAAAACUACUAAGAGUGUUCCUUGCACAGCAUUGCUUUUUUUCUUUAAUUCUGUCAGAAGGAUGUAAUCUGCAUUUAGAAUUAAUCCUAACACGUGAAAGGGUUAAUAAUGGUAAAGGGAAAGACUCCUUUUUCUCAAGCUGCAGUGCCAUCUGGUUUUCAUUACCAGAUUGUAUUAAUAAAUUGUAUUUUCAUUGUA
Messenger RNA from Polypterus senegalus (gray bichir), 3608 nucleotides. It is a transcript of the gene rab5aa, whose product is annotated as RAB5A, member RAS oncogene family, a. The transcript is spliced from 6 exons. NCBI's taxonomy places the organism in Eukaryota, Metazoa, Chordata, Cladistia, Polypteriformes, Polypteridae. The record is from RefSeq and is a predicted model, not a curated record. Gene Ontology annotation, molecular function: GTP binding; GTPase activity. Bases 238 to 888 code for a protein of 216 amino acids.